This is a messenger RNA of Rhagoletis zephyria (snowberry fruit fly), 690 nucleotides long. Lineage: Eukaryota; Metazoa; Arthropoda; Insecta; Diptera; Tephritidae. The record is from RefSeq and is a predicted model, not a curated record.
AUGGACAACGACGUCUUCGAGGAGGAGGCGCCCAAUGAGGAGCUGGACAUGGCGGGUAAGGAGCUGAAGAGGCGGCUGGAGUCGAUUAAAACGACGGAGAUCAAGAAGCUGAUACCGCAGAUGCCCUACCAGAUACCGGAGCAUCCGAUUCGGGUGCGCAGCGGCACCGGGGAGGAGCACCUGCGUCGGCUCUUUCCGCGCCAGCUGCGCCUGAAGGAGAUCGCCAAGUCGGUGACGAAGCUGGUGGACCAGGAGCGCAUCGAGCUGCCGUACUUUCGCGCCUACGAGACGAGGAACUACACUGAACGGCUAAUCGCCGAGGCGAUGCGCUACGGAGACUGCCACAAGCCGACGAUGGAGGUGGCCAACUUCUACCUGAAUGACAAGACCCUGGUGCACAAGCUCUUCAAGGUCCUCGUGCCCCGCUACCUCAACUUCACCACCUCCUUCACGGCGAUGCACCUUCUGCCGGGAAUGGAGAUCGACUGGAAGGACCCGAAGGCGACGCGGCACCUCGGCCAGAAGGUGGUCCUAGAGUUGAAAGGCAAUCCCUACCCGAGCAUCUUCCCCGACCGGGUGAACAACAGCAAGAGUCUGCUGCACAACAUUCUCCUCGCCGAGGCGUCCAAGGAGUACUACCGCAAAAAGACUGCUGCUGCUGCAGAAGGCAAACCAUCUGAAGUCGAUUGA